Ipomoea nil (Japanese morning glory) is the source of this 1035-nucleotide messenger RNA. RefSeq names its product ubiquitin thioesterase OTU1. The transcript has 9 exons. The record is from RefSeq and is a predicted model, not a curated record. The coding region runs from base 138 to 764 and encodes 208 amino acids. NCBI's taxonomy places the organism in Eukaryota, Viridiplantae, Streptophyta, Magnoliopsida, Solanales, Convolvulaceae. Gene Ontology annotation, biological process: protein deubiquitination; endoplasmic reticulum unfolded protein response. Gene Ontology annotation, cellular component: nucleus; cytosol. Gene Ontology annotation, molecular function: cysteine-type deubiquitinase activity.
CAUCUUCUCUGUUGCUUCAGCUACCAUUUUCUAUCUGUUUUCUUCAAGAGCCUGCCAGUUUUCUUUUGUCUCACAAAUAUUUUUCUUCAAAUUUUAUGAAAUAAGAUUUCUUUUUGGAUAAACAAGGUGCAAAUCCAAUGGAAGGCAUUAUAGUUAGAAGAGUCAUUCCUUCAGACAACAGUUGCCUCUUCAAUGCGGUUGGUUAUGUGAUGGACCAUGACAAGAACAAAGCUCCUGAACUAAGACAGGUUAUUGCAGCAGCUGUUGCCAGUGACCCUACAAAAUAUUCCGAAGCUUUUCUUGGGAAGCCCAAUCAAGAAUAUUGUGAAUGGAUUCUUAACCCAGAAAAAUGGGGUGGUGCCAUAGAGCUUUCCAUACUCGCAGAGUUUUAUGGGCGUGAAAUUGCAGCUUAUGAUAUACAAACUACACGUUGUGAUCUGUAUGGGCAGGAAAAUAACUAUCAUGAACGAGUCAUGCUGAUUUACGAUGGGCUCCAUUAUGAUGCUUUGGCUAUGUCUCCUUCGGAAGGGGCUCCAGAGGAGUUUGAUCAGACAAUUUUCACUGUGCAGAAGAACCGAGGCAUUGGCCCGAUUGAAGGGCUUGCUCUUAAUCUGGUUAAAGAGCAGCAAAGGAAGAGGAGCUACACAGAUACUGGCAACUUCACUCUGCGGUGCGGGGUUUGCCAAAUAGGGGUUGUUGGCCAGAAGGAGGCUGCAGAGCAUGCACAAGCAACAGGACAUGUUAACUUUCAGGAAUACAGAUGAAACCAGAGAGAGAGAUCAAGUUUAUCAUCUUCAAUUCUUUUGGUGAAGCUGCAUUUCAAUGGAGGGAAUAUUUCAUGUUGUUGUACAACAAGCACAACCAAUAAAAAUUUGGCGAUAUAUCUAUCAGUGUUGUGAAGUAGGACGACAUAUACACACAAACAAAGCAGACACCAACAAUCUGUCUGUGCUUCUGUAUUGUAUUGUAUUGGAUUUCUACAACUUUGGUUUAAUUUACUUUGAUCAACACAUUUCUUUCUUCAACUUCAUGAAA